Molecule: messenger RNA, 1449 nt
Organism: Oncorhynchus mykiss (rainbow trout)
Lineage: Eukaryota; Metazoa; Chordata; Actinopteri; Salmoniformes; Salmonidae
Source: RefSeq, a predicted model, not a curated record
AGAACAAGGAGGCGCAGGACAGACUUGCCCAAACGAGAGAACCCCACUAUUUCGGUUGUCUAUACCUGAAUGCCGUACUUCCUGACUUUAGGGGUGUGGUGUUUAGAAUUAGCUUCGCUGAAAUAAACUAGCAAAGUAAUAAGAUAUCUAGCCUGUCGACCGCUCUACAAACUAAUUGUAGGCUUACGCAAUGUUCUUCUGAGAAAUAGACUUGUUUACAAGUCGACUCUUUAGUUGCACAGAGUGGCGGGGAUGCGGAAUGAAAAUGGGAAACAUUUUCGGCAGAAAGAGACGCACGCGAGUCACAGAGCAGGACAGAGCCGUUUUGCAACUGAAACAGCAGAGAGAUAAGUUGAAGCAGUACCAAAAGAGAAUCACUCUGCAGCUGGAAAAAGAGAGGAAUCUGGCCAAGCAGCUGCUGAAAGAUGGCAAGAAAGAGAAGGCCCUCCUCUUGCUCAAAAAGAAGAGAUACCAAGACCAGCUCCUCGACAAGACAGAAAACCAGAUUAGCAACCUGGAGCGCAUGUGUCAAGACAUUGAGUUUGCCCAGAUUGAGAUGAAAGUCAUUGAAGGCCUUAAAGUUGGAAACGAUUGCCUGAAGUCAUUGCAUGAGGCGAUGUCUAUCGAGGAUGUGGAGAGAAUUAUGGAUGAGACCCAAGAAGCCAUUGAAUACCAGAGGGAAAUAGAUGAGAUGCUGGCAGGUUCCCUGACACAGGAGGAUGAAGAUGCUAUACUGGCUGAACUGGAGGCCAUCACUCAGGGAGACCUUGACCUACCAGAGGUACCUGAUGAGUCCCUGCCUGAAGUCCCAGAGACAGCUGAGGAAGAACCAGAGCCAGGUCAAGAGAGACCGAGGAAGAAGCAAGAACGGGAGAUGUUGGCUGUCUAGAAACAUGUUUGUUUGCCAGGGGACUUGGUACGCCGGCCACUAUAUCCCCCUCGUAGGGGUCUCAUGCCCCAACCACCCCAAACACACAGCCACAGAAAUAUUAUCUUCACUCACUGGAAGCAGAAGCAUCUCUUCCAGUCCCUCACUGUCAAGACUGAUGCUCCUGGUGCCCUGCUAGUCCUUGGUCUUGUGAACCCCACUAUGGCUCUAUAGGGCUCCUCUGGACUCAACAACCCUAUCACUCCAACCACGGACAUGGACCUUAUUUUUCAGAUCAUUGCCUGCAGGUUCUUUCCUAUUCUUUUUAUGUUUAGGGCCUAUUUUGAUUUUUCCUAUUGCUUAAGUCCCUUGACAGGUGUGUUUUUUGUCUUCUGUGCACAAAUUGUGAUUAACGGACAAAUGAAUGCAUGUCACUUUAUUUAUUUCCCUUUCCCUUUGUGACGUACCAAGUCCCACAAGGCUUAUUAUCUGACCACAGAACAUAUCUUUGGGAGGAAUAGCCUACAUUCAUGUUUUAAAGUCAUGACUAUUUUCAGAAACCUAACCUGCCAAAUCUUUAU